GGUUGCUCUCUUGAGAAAACUCAGAAGUCUAGCAACUCCUGGUUUCUUAAUCACGAGCUACUCAAUAAGGAUCAUGGACAUUUAGAAUUCAUGCACUUGGAAGAGAAGCAGAAGCUAGAAGGAUGAUUAGUGGCUUCUGCUGUUUGCAUAAUUCGACUUUGUGGUAGUUGGAAGAUUGGAAGAUCAAGCUAGCCUACGAAACUGUCUUAACAACAAGAGCAAUAGAGCAAGCUGAACAAAUCUAGUGCUAAAAGCAAAGAGG
Molecule: messenger RNA, 262 nt
Organism: Linum tenue
Lineage: Eukaryota; Viridiplantae; Streptophyta; Magnoliopsida; Malpighiales; Linaceae
Source: the annotation of a GenBank genome assembly